Messenger RNA from Cladocopium goreaui, 7715 nucleotides. Lineage: Eukaryota; Dinophyceae; Suessiales; Symbiodiniaceae. The record is from the annotation of a GenBank genome assembly.
GACGUGGCAAAGGGAAAGGCAAGGGAAAGAAGAAGGACUCAGGUCCGAAAGGCAAAAUGAAGGAGGCGGGUCAGGACAAAGGCAAGGGAGCGAUGUCAAGCUCGCAAGGGACCACUAUGAUUCCGCCGGAACCGCCAUGGACAGUCAGUUCAACUGGCCUUGCUCCUCUUCCACCUCCCACAGAGCCUCCACCCCAGACUGCAGAAGGAGUUAUGUUGAAAGAGCUGCUUACAGCUUUGAAAAAGUCUGCCACCGAGCAGGAUCCAGAGGUGAAAGCGAUUGUUCAGAGAACAGCCAUGCAAGAAGGCCAGGGUGCAGCAAAAACUUUGUACUCAGCAGUAGACGAUCUCACAACUGCUCGAGAAGCAUUGGACUGUGCACGAUUGGCGCGACACAACUUGCACAUCCGCUGGAGAAAUUUCUUAGCAGAUGCAGUGGUCAGAUGGCAAAAACAUACGACAGAUUUCCAGAAGGAGGAAAAGGAACUUACGGAUCAGAUCGAGGCUGCUCGACAGGCACUACACAAUGCCGUCACCAAGUUCGAAGAGUCCAAACAAGAACUGGGAGACCAAGUGGUAGAUGUCGAUGCAGAAGUUCCAAUGGCCGAAGGAUCAGAAGGUGCAGAGAAAGACACGAUAGGUACUGCUCUUCAGGAGAGCCUAUCCACAAUGUCUGCACAACUGAUCUCGCUACAAGCAUCAGCAGAAGCUAUGGUGACAGACGAAGUGAACUCCAACAAGAGGCAAAGAACAGAUGGAGGCCAAGCUGGGCCAUCAUUCUCUGCCGGAGCUGGGUUGCCAGCUGGUUCGCCGUCGCCCAAUGCCCCAUCGAUGCAGCCAUUUCCACAAGAGAAGCCGCCUUUUGUGCCGCCCGACAAGUCGUGUUGGCGAGACAAAAAUGAGCCAACGGAAGAAACCAUUUUUAGCAUUGUUCAUCCUGACCCUCCACGAAGCAAUCUCCGUCAUGAAAUCAUGUUUGAUCUCAUUAUUGCGCAGGGGCUUGAAGCGCCAAGAAAAGCCGGUUUGAUCACAGUUUUGCAGAAGGAUGAGGCAAACGCCAGAGAAAGAUUCGCUGUCGCUGCAUCAGUGCCUGAUCAACUCAGCGGCUAUCAGGCUGUACAAAGUGCAGAAGUGCUUCAUGAGUGCAACAUCCACAUGUGCACGAUUCGGCAUGACCUGGUGAUCAUUCCCUUUACCAUGACGCCUACACAUGACAUGCAGGAUGGUGAUUCAUUUACCAUUGCAGUACGUUCCCGUUCCCCAGGUUCGGCGGCAACAGGCAGCCAUGACUUUCCUGUAGAGAGUGGACCUAGUAGUAAUGCAACCAUGGGUUCCAAUUCUAGUGGUAGUGGGGAUCCCGAUGCAUCAGAGCCAGUAUCUGCAAACGCAGGAGAUGUUUCCAGUCAAGGGGUUCACAUUUUCCGCCUUGGGCAUCCACCAACAUUUGGCAGAUUGAGAUGGGACACGGCAGAUCACAUUUUGCAUGAUGCAGCACGACUUGUGCGUACACCACCAGCGCAGUGUGUCUGUUUUCACUACCUGCAGGUGCAUCCCGAUGAUAUGGACAUCCAACAAGAGGCUAUCAUCUUGCAACAUCUUCAUGAUGUGGCCCCGGGUUCCACUGAAAAACUGAUUCUCAUUGACGUUGAAAUGCACGGCUCGGCAUCCAGUAGUCAAGCACUCCAUGCGCCAAGGGUCAUGAGGCAGGUCUUUAAGGUCGUUCCAACGUUGACACGUUCACAGGUCCUGCAGAUUGCACAUGUCCUUGCGUAUUGUGAAUGGGCUGCCCAGGGAUGUUUUGUCUUUUGCAACAGAAUUAUCUGGAAUGCACAAGAUUUUGGUCCUCGCCGUAUUGCCCACGGGAUGUACUUUCGAAUCAUCAUUCCACCGCCUUUGAACACUGCUUGGGAACUUGGCCAUGCACUGCGCAUAUUCGAGGAGACAGCAGCUCUCUUCGAAUCCCCAGAAGCCAGUCGUGUAGCGGUGGAAAUUUUAAACAACAACCCACAGGGUCCUGUCCAUGACGUCAUCACCAAUAGAUUGAACAACUACGCAUGCCAUGUCAUUGUGGAACAAGCAGUGUGUCCCCAGAGAGCAGCAUGUGUCAUUACGGCUUUGCUUGAAGGAGACCGAACAGAUGGUUUCAUCCAAGGUGCCUUUUCCCUUCCAGUUGUGAUCCGUGAGCAGAAUGUCAUUGAUGCGAUUGAAAUUGAGCCUUUCUGUGAAGGGAGAAGUCGCACAGUUACAUGUGGUGCUGCUCCAGUCCACUUGGUAGAGGCAACAGAGAUCAACUCAGGAUGCAGCAUUAAAGUUCGUGUCACCAAGCCACAAUCACAAAUGCCGAUUCCGCCUGGUGAAGAGAAUGGACAUUUUGAAGACAUUGCAAUGCUCCAAACCCCAACACCACGGAUUCUCAAUCUUGACACACUUGUGCAUAGUUGUCAUAUUGAUUUUGGUUUCAAGGUCUCCAGUGAAAAUCCAUCAAUGGGAACAGAUCCAAACUUUGAGUUCAAUGCAAAUGCUGCAGAAUUCAGACCCGGAGCCUGGAAUAUCCGUGCACAACCUGAGCACAUCCAAGACCUUUAUGCACAAUGGUCUCAACGUGCUAGAGCAUGGGAAGGUGAAGCACCAAUGUCAAAUGUCAUCACUUGGUUUGUCGACCACAGACAGGAAUGGCAUUGUUAUCAUGGCAGAGUUGUUGCUUUGCAGGAAGAUUUUGAAGAUUGGGAACGACGCAUGCGACAAACCUGGCAAGACAAGAUUGAUGCAAAUGUGCCCCUGGAGUUUAACAUUGUCUCACCGACACCGCCAAGACUUGAACAGAAUGUAGCAGCGCAUGUCAUUCUUGUCCAAGCCCCAGGAGACACAUUAGUGACAUCCUUGGUCACAGCGUCUGAUCCUGCCAUUUAUGGACCUGAGCCACGCCGGGCAGCAGUCACUACGCAUGAGCACAUCAGUGUAGAGCAAAUCCUGCGACCGUGCAAUUAUGAUCCAGUUUGCCUCCGACCGGAGAGUCAGGUUCAAUGUCAGGCACAGAAAGUUCCAACAGAGGUUCCGAAGCACCGACUGGACUUUGGUGCUUCUUUGGAUGACCUACAGGAGCAGGAUGUCCCUGAUGCAUGGGCAUUUGUCGUCCUCGGAGAAAAGUAUACAAGUACCCAUGGUGAGGUUGACUUGACGCUCCUGGGUUGGCAUGAGGAACAAUUGACACAUUACCUGGGCACGACUCAAAUCGGCUCAGAACAUGCAGAGCGCGAAGCGCUGUUCUGGGCAGCGCUGUGGAGGCUUUCCAUCAACUUGACAAUUCCUACAGUUUUCAGAUCUGACUCGGUAACAACUGCAGAUCAGUCUUUAGGUGCCGCUGGAUGUAGGGAUGAUCACCCGACAUACGGUCAUCUGCGCAGUAUAUUCCAAGCAUUGCAAGCUGCACUGCCUCCCGAUUGUCUCGAAGUACAGCAUGUCCGAGGACAUGCGGGAGAUCCUUGGAAUGAGCUAGCGGAUCACUUAGCAAAGACUGAGGCAACUUGUGGCCACAAAUUGCGCCGACAGUCCAUUGACCUCCGAAAGUGGAAGCCUGUUUUUCCUUAUUUAUGGAUGCUUUUUGAAAGUCGUGCAGGACUCCCUCAAUUCCGAGGCAACUGCUUUGAUGUACACCCACCACGCCUCCCCGAGGCGAAGCCAGCUGACAGACAGGCCAGUAGUAAUGGUUCACGAAUCAUUCGACAUCACAUGGCUUUGAGCCUCGCCACAUGUAAUGUAGGCUCGCUUUUUGUCGGCCCUGACGGCUAUGGUGGCAAGCUUGCUUAUCUGCGUACACAAAUGAAAGCAUUUCAGUUGAACAUGCUAGGGAUCCAAGAGGCUAGAAGCCCAGCAGGAAUGUCCGCAACAGAUGAGAUCAUCCGACUUGCCAGCGGAUGUGAGCAUGGUCAGUAUGGUGUUGAGCUUUGGGUCAACACAUCGCAUCCUAUUGCACACAACGGGUCCAGUCCAUGUUUUGUCAAGAAGUCGCAUCUUCAAGUUGUCCAUUCAGACCCACGACGUAUCGUUGUGAGGAUUGCCCAUCCGUGCUUAGAUUGCCAUGUGUGUGUUUUUCAUGCACCGCAGAGUGGUAGACCCUUGCAAGAACGCCGUGCAUGGUGGACUGAGACGAGCAGGAUCCUUCAGGAACUUGCAAACGCACAUUCCUUGUAUGUUUUGAUGGAUGCCAAUGCCAAGACAGGACCAAGCUGUGAACCAAUUGUGUUCGGAAAAGAUGAUGCCAGCUCAGCGAACACAAAAUUUUUAUGUGACUUCUUGGUGGACAGAAAUCUGUGCCUUCCAAGCACUUCGCAGCUGCAUCAAGGCCCUGACCACACGUGGACAGCACCUGACGGGAUUGCGCAACAUAGGAUUGACUUUGUUGCCAUACCUCAAGAUGAAAUCUGCUUUUGCACGUAUUCUUGUACUCUGGACCAAUUUGAUCAUGGCAAUCAGCAUGAAGAUCAUCAAGCAGUUGCCUUGCAGUUGCAGUGGAUACAAGAUCGGGUCAUCCCUGGAAAGCAUUCGCAUAUGACCUGUCAACUUGACCGUCAUGCAAUUACAGGGCAAGAGCGAUUGAUUGACAUGUCAUACUUGCAGGCCAGUCCAUGGAAUGAGGACGUGGAAACUCAUGUCCAAGCUUUUAACGCUGCCAUUCAUACCACAGUCAAGCAAUGUUGCUCCAUCCGCAGACAAGGGAAAAAGAAACACUACAUUCCCGAGGAGGUAUGGGCAUGGCGGUCUGCCAAAUUGCACUUGCGUCGGAGAUUGCAAGAAGCCAGAAAGCAGAUUAGUCGAGACUCUCUUCGUCUUGUUUUUUGGGCAUGGAAACAUCACCAACAAGAUUCAGAUUGUAUCCAGCCCAUACUGUCGGCACACGCUGGUCAUGCCAACACGACGAUUUGUCUCCUUUUUCAUCUCAAUUGUAGAUAUCAGACUCUUGCACGCCAAAUCAAACGUGCAUUGCAGCGCACUAAACAUGUGCAGCUAGCCAAGGAGCUAGACUCCACCUGUGACAAAACAGCAGCAGGAACCCUCCUGCAGAUGCUCAGGCCAUUUAUUGGAUCCACCAACCUCAAAAAACAAAAGAAGUCUGGCCUUCCGGCAGUCAGACAAAAAGACGGCAGCAUUUGCCGCACUCCAGAAGAGGCACAGAAUCGGUGGAUUGAAUACUUUGGCCAAAUGGAAGGUGGCACACGACUUAGCCAUGAUGAAUAUCGAUCGGUGUGGAGGGAAAACCUGCACAAAUUCAUGCACCAUGAACCGUUUGCCAUCAGCAUCACGGACCUCCCCAGUCUUGUUGAAUUGGAAUCAGCUUUUCGCCGUGUUUCUCCAGGGAAAGCUGUGGGUCAAGAUGGCAUUCCACCAGAAUUGUGUAAGGUUAAGGCGACUGAGCUCGCUAAACUCACUUACUCCAUGUUGAUGAAGGUCUUUAUUCAUGGUCAAGAAGCAGCAGAGCACAAAGGUGGCCGUUUGGCCAUUGCAUGGAAACACCGCGGUGACACCAGAGACUGUGACACACACCGCUCACUGCUUGUAUCCAGUCACAUUGGCAAGACCAUACACCGUGCUCUUAGGCAAAAGCAUCACAGCUUGUACACCACAUUUAUGCAAGCCCAACAGCUCGGAGGACGGCCGAAGAUUCCUGUAGGCAUCCCGCUGCAUUUGUCUCGUGCGUUCUUGAGAUGGCAACGUAGGCUCAAAAGGCCUACAGCUUGUGUCUUUUUGGACCUCACAGAAGCGUUUUAUCGGCUGGUUCGUCCUCUUGCGCUGGGAGGCGACUUGUCUGAUGAUGACAUUGCCGCAAUUGCUGCCAGACUAGGUUUCAAUGAUGACACACUCCAUCAGUUUCAUGCCCAAUUGCAAGAGCCAUCAGCAGUCCAGCAAGCAGGAGCCAGUCCUGUGGUUCAAAGGUUUUUACAAGCUCUACACAGUGACACAUGGUUUACGCUGGGAACGCAACAUGAUGUUGUCAGGACUGCCAUCGGCUCGAGGCCGGGUGACUCAUACGCAGAUGUAGUCUUUGGCCUACUCUGGGCCAAAUUACUACGACAAUAUGAGCAGUUGCUGAUGGACAAUGGAGUGUUAGAACACAUCCCUGAGUGCGAUUCUCCGCACCUCUUUGACAUGCCACCGCUUUCAGCAGACAAUGAGCUGGAACACGUGCAUUUCGUCGAAGAUACUAUUCUUCCGGACAAGGUCUUACUGUUGUUCAUGAACAUGGCACAGCGCAGGUAUCCGUUGUUAGCCGAUAUUUGCACCUCGGGGGCAUCCUGCACCACCGGGAUGUUGACCGUGCAGAGGCAGCAACUGAUUGGGCAACGCAUGAGAUGCCAACCACAACCAGGGGCAGGUUCAUCCAAUGACCGUGAGCUUGAAGAACGUUUGGAUCGAGCACAGCCAUUUUUGCAGGCCUUCGGGCCAAGAGUCAAUAACCCAAGACAAAUUGAAUUUGAAGCGCAUGAUGAAUCAUUGCUUGAAGACAUUUACCUUGCAAUGUUAGAUGCGGAAGAAGAGAGUGACUUGGAAGUGAUUAUCAGGAGGGAAAUCAGCAAACAUCCUGUCAGCUGGACGAUUUGCAAGCAUACACUCCAUCAUUUCCUUGAAUUUUUUUCGCAACAAGACGCAGAAGUUUUGAAAUUUUCCUUUGAAGAUGUUCGAAGCUGUGUAAUCAAGCUGGAGAACCCAGAUGCCUGGUCUUUCUUACAUGCAGAGUGCACACGAGAUGGACGACAACUGUCCACGGACAUCAGCGUCUGGGAAGACUGGUUUGCAUGCAUGGCCUGUUCGCCACCUUGCGAGUGGCAGCAGCUGCAACCGCUACCGAGGUCUUUAAGCAGACAGAGGAUUAUUCUUCAUGCUUAUGCAGGUCGACGCCGAAGAGGGGACAUUGAAUGGUAUAUUGACGAAGUUGCCAAGUGUCAUCCGGAGGUUGUUAUCCAUGUUGCUUCAGUCGAUAUUGUGAUUGAUGCGGGCUUUGGCGAUAUCACGAAGGAAGCGACAAGAAGUUACUGGGUUGGACAUAUCCGACAAGGACAUGUCGUUGGUUUCCUAGCUGGACCCCCAUGUAACACUUGGAGCAGAGCACGCCACCAUGUUCUCACUGGCACACAUGGCCCUAGGAUUGUACGCACACCCGAUGCACCGUGGGGACGUGAAUCUUUACGGCUACGCGAGUUGCAGCAGGUUAGCAUUGGUACUUUGCUACUUGGGUUUGCAUUCCAGUGCAUCGUUGCUUUGGCGUUGCACUCUGGAACUGGCUUCGUUGAGCACCCAAAGGAUCCCGAGGAGAGUCACAUGGUGAGCAUCUGGCGGUUGCCAGUGCUCAGAGCCAUUUUGCAAUUGCCCAACAUUCGGCUAUUGCAUUUAGCUCAAGGACUCUUCGGGGCACCGUCAGCAAAGCCAACUACGCUCUUAGUCCUUGGCAUGCCCGGUCUGGAAAUGGAAUUUCACUCCAACAGGGUGACUCGUGAACUGCCGAAGGGUGCUUCAGUGGGAAAGGAUCACUUGGGUCAAUUCCAUACGGCUCCACUCAAAGAAUAUCCACCAUCGAUGUGUAGAGCCUUAGCUUUUGCGCUAUGCUCUGAAGUCAUCUGCACGGAGUGCGAUGGCUCGAAUGUGCCGGCUGAGUUGAUCGAUCGCUGUACAGCCAUGACCAACCAGCUUUUCGGCCAAUUUAUCGGUCAUGAUGACGGCUGA